AUGCAGGGUAUGCAAGGACAACAACCUCCUGCUCCAGUUCCUGUUCCACAAGCUCCAACAGGGCCAGAUUUCCGUGCUUUCUUUAGAAUGGAUCCUCCAGAGUUUGUAGGUGGUCUAGACCCGAUGGUGUCUCAUGAUUGGUUGGCUAGUAUGGAGAGGAUAUUCCAGGAAAUCCGGUGUAAUGAAGAAGAGAAAGUGAUCUUUGCUACACAAAAGAUGAAAGGACCGACUCUUAGGUGGUGGAAUACCGCAUCUACCUAUUUCACUACUCAGGAGAUUCCUAAGGACUGGCAUCAUUUCAAGGCGGCAUUUCUGGGGAAGUAUUUUUCUAACAGUGUUCGGACCCAAAGAGAAAGAGAGUUCCAGAACUUCAAGCAAGGCAACUUGUCGGUUUUUGAGUAUGUUGAGAAGUUUGAAGACAUGGCUGAUUACUCACGACAGGUUGUUUAUGCUCCUGAUGAGUUAUGGAAGAUUGAUCAAUUCUUAAUGGGUUUGAGGGCCGACAUUGCUCAUAGUGUGUCCCAGAGGGAGUUCACUACAUAUGCUGAAUGUUUGAGGCAAUGCUAUGUUGCGGAGAACAGCUUGAAGAGGGUUCAAGAAGAGAGGAACCAAAACAGGACUAAUUUUAGAUACCAAGGGAGAUCUACCCUGCACUUAAAGCCCUGUAGUUCUCCAUCGAAGAAGAAGCAAGGAUAUGGUGACCAAUCGGCUCAACCUCCUUAUUGUCACAAGUGCAAGAAGAGACAUACCGGGGAGUGCAAACCCACUUCUGUUACUUGUUACGAAUGUGGCGAGCAGUGUCACAUAUCUCUUCAUUGUCCUAGAAAGAAGGCUCCUGAGAAGACUGCAGGUCGUGUGUACACCUUAGAUGCAAGGAAGGCAAAAGGGAACAACAAUCUCAUUGCGGCGGUUUUCAUGGAUUACAUGAAUCGAAUAUUUCAACCGUAUUUGGACCAGUUUGUGGUGAUCUUCAUUGAUGACAUUUUGGUGUAUUCUCGUUCUCCCGAAGAACAUGAAGAGCAUUUGCGGAUUGUGUUAUCUAUUCUUCGAGAGAAGCAAUUGUACGCAAAGUUUAGUAAGUGUGAAAUUUGGCUAUCCGAGAUAAGUUUCCUUGGUCACGUCAUCUCUGGGGGAGGCGUGGCAGUGGAUCCUUCUAAGGUAGAAGCAGUGGUGAAAUGA
Messenger RNA from Vicia villosa (hairy vetch), 1179 nucleotides. RefSeq lists its product as uncharacterized. The record is from RefSeq and is a predicted model, not a curated record. The transcript is spliced from 2 exons. Gene Ontology annotation, molecular function: zinc ion binding; nucleic acid binding. The coding region runs from base 1 to 1179 and encodes 392 amino acids. NCBI's taxonomy places the organism in Eukaryota, Viridiplantae, Streptophyta, Magnoliopsida, Fabales, Fabaceae.